CAGGAGCCAGGAGCCAAAAAUUGUUGUUAAGGGGGAGGGUAGCGAGACCAAAUCGCCCAAUAACGUCACCUGCCAUCUGUGGCACAACCCGGAAACAUCCUCGCGCAACCAGCAACAUCUCCUGCUGCAUCACAACCUCCCGACUGACGACCUUGACGACAAGCACGACAAGCACGACAAGCGACAACGGUAACGCCCGCUGCGGCUUCGGACGCGCCCCGGUUUUCCGCUUGGAGAGCAACUGCAAGCGAUUCCGUGGCUGGAGCCAUCAUCAUGGCCGACUAUCAGCGCGACCGGAUGCCGCCGGCAAGGCAGCCGCCACAUCAGCAGUACGGACCGCCCGGCAACAACUACCAGCGAGAUGCAGCUUUUUCGAGCAUCUUCGGCGCGGCGCCCCCUCCGGGCCGCUCGCAGACGAUGACCUCGUCCGUUCCACCGCCCGAGUUCUUGCAGGAUGGACGCACACAUACCAUGUCGUCGACCACGUCGGGCAUGCAGAGAUCGCCACCCCAGCGACCGCCGCCAGGAGCCGAUUACCGAAACCAAUUCCCGCCUCCUCGGCCACGGCCCAGCGACGGCGGCCAGGGAUAUGCAUACCACCAGGGCCAGCAGCGCUCGGUAUCGAGUGGGCAGCAGGUCCCCUCUCCCCAGUACUUGCAGCAGCAGCAGCAGGCACGGCGGCCAUAUCCCGUCAGUCCACCAUCCCAACAGCCGGGACCGCCGCGUUUCGACCCUCAGCGAGGACACCCGCCACCCCAGGGCUACUACAACAACGCGCAGCGAACACCUGCACAGCGGUUUCACCAGGACGCGGGGCCUGCCCCUGCCGUGAACAUGGACCCAUACCGAUCGCAGUCUUUGGCUAGCUAUCCGAGACCCCAGAUGUACCAGCCUUCGCCACAGCCGUACCAGCAGCAGCAGGCCCCGGCCAACGCCUUCCGACAUGCUCAGUACAACCAACAGUCGGCCCGCACCACUGCCCAAGGGCGGGUUGUUCCGGAGAGGCACAUGGAGGACAGGACAAUGACCCUGACCGGCUAUCCCUCCCACGAACGAUUCGACCGGAAUACGCACCAGACGAUGAGCGGCCGGGUGAUUCCCAACAGAGGACCAGUGGGUGCCGGCGCUCCGGCGCCGGACUACAUGGGCAGCCAUGUUUCGCCCAACCCGGGUUACCCGACUGGAUAUGGGCCGCCUGGCUCGCAGACACGAACCACGAGCAUGGCCUCGUCCAUCGGCCCCGAUAGCACCAGGACCAUGUCGAUGGCCUCUACGAUAGCACCGUCCGUGAUUGCGCCGAGCGAGAAGACAGACUCCCAGACGCUUGUGCAGCGUUCGUCCAUGAGCAACUCGGUCAACAGCGAACGCCCGCCCACCGCCAAGAUCCGGCCACCCAUUGUUUACCCAGCGCUUCUCUCCCGCGUCGCCGAGUGCUUCCGCCAGAAGAUCGUUACCGGUGACCGGACGAAGAACGAGCUGACAUAUAAGAACGCAUUCAGCGGUGCCGAGGCUGUCGACGUUCUCUCGUACAUCAUCAGGACUACGGACAGAAACCUGGCACUGCUUCUGGGGCGGGCGCUCGAUGCGCAAAAGUUCUUCCACGACGUCACCUAUGAGCACCGGUUGCGGGACUCGACGUAUGAAAUGUACCAGUUCCGGGAGAACCUGACGGACGAUGUGGAGGAGAACCCGACGGUGAACGGCGUCUUCGUCUUGCUGUCGGAGUGCUACUCUCCGACCUGCACGAGGGAUCAAUUGUGCUACUCGAUCGCUUGCCCAAGACGGCUGGAGCAAGUAUCCAGGUUGAACCUCAAAAUGGGACCGGGCCUCAAGAGAGAAGGAGAGGCGACUGUCAACGACGAUGACAUGGACCAAUUUGACGAGCAGAAACUCUGGAUCAACAGCGUGCCCAAGGAGGUGGCGGACAGCAUAAGCGACAGGGAGAAGAAGAGACAAGAAAUCAUUUCGGAGAUUUGCUACACGGAACGAGACUUCGUCAAGGACCUGGAGUACCUCCGGGAUUUCUGGAUCUACCCACUUAGGGGCAAGAUCAACGGCAUGUCGCCCAUUCCAGCGCAUAAAAGGGAAAAGGUCGUCCGCACCAUUUUCACCAACAUCAUCGACCCUCCCAGUAUCCAUGGCGUGAGCUCCAAGUUCGCCAGAGCCUUGACAGAGCGGCAGCAGAAGACUCCGGUGGUGAAGAACGUGGGCGACGUCUUUCUCGAGUUCGUGCCACAGUUCGAGCCGUUCAUUCUGUACGGGUCGAAGCAGCUCGAGGGCAAGUUUGAGUUUGAGAACGAGCGGUCCAUCAACAAGGACUUUGCGAGAUUUGUCGACGAAGUCGAGCGGCGGCGAGAGUCAAGGAAGCUGGAGUUGAACGGCUAUCUGACCAAACCGACGACGCGGUUGGCCAGGUACCCCUUGCUCCUCGAAAACGUGCUCAAAUACACAGAAGACGACAACCCGGACAAGCAAGACAUACCCAAGGUCUUGACCAUGAUCAGGGACCUCCUGAGCCGGGUCAACGAGGAGUCGGGCAAGGCGGAGAACCGGUUCAACCUGCGGCGUCUCCAUGAGCAGCUCAGAUUCCGGCCCAAUGAGAAGGUCGAUCUCAAGCUCACAGACGAGGGCCGCGAACUAGUCUUCAAGUGCCAGUUCAAGAAGACCCCAACGGAAAACCCGGAUAUCACUGCGUUCCUGUUUGACCACGCCGUGCUCCUGGUGCGCAUCAAGCAGGUGGGCAAGACAGAGGAGGUCAAGGCUUACCGGAGGCCUAUUCCGUUGGAACUGCUCUCCAUCAAGGAAAUGGAGGAAGUGAUUCCCCAGUCUGGUGCAGUGAAGCGCUCCUCGUCGAGCAUACUCCCCGCACUGCGCAACACCGGAAACGAAACGAAGAAGGGCGAGGGCUGGCCGAUCACAUUCCGGCAUCUCGGAAAGAACGGCUACGAGCUGACGCUGUACGCGUCGAACCAAUCGGGCCGUCAGAAGUGGCUCGAGUUGAUUGACUCGGCACAGCAGCGCCUCAGAGCCCGAGCUGACUUCCUGAACACGACCGUCAUCUCGUCGGGCUUCUUCACCGGCACGAACAAGGUCAAUUGCGUGGCGCCGUUUGACGGCGGCCGCAAGCUUAUCUACGGGACGGACAACGGCAUCUACAUGUCGGACCGCAGGUCCAAGGAUAACGCCACGCCCAAGCGGGUCAUUGACGUGCCGAGCGUGACACAGGUCGACGUCCUCGAAGAGUACCAGCUGCUUCUUGUGCUCUCCAACAGAUCGCUGCUGUCGUACCAGCUUGGUGCCCUGGAUCCCAACGAGCCCAUUUCGUCCAAGCGGGCCAAGAAGAUCCAAAGCCACUGCAACUUCUUCAAGACGGGCAUCUGCCUGGGCCGCCACCUGGUGUGCUGCGUCAAGAGCUCGGCCCUGUCGACAACCAUCAAGGUCUACGAGCCCAACGAUGCCAUGUCGCGCACCAAGAAGCAGAAGGGUCUCAGCAAGAUGUUCAACGCCGGUCAGGACGAGCUCAAGCCCUUCAAGGAGUUCUACAUCCCCACCGAGUCCACGUCGGUGCACUUUCUCAAGUCCAAGCUCUGCGUCGCCUGCGCCCGCGGCUUCGAGGUCGUCUCGCUCGAGACGCUCGAAACGCAGUCCCUUCUCGACCAGGCCGACACCUCGCUCGACUUUGUCGCCCGCAAGGAAGGCGUCAAGCCCAUCCACAUCGAGCGGCUCAAUGGCGAGUUCCUGCUCAACUACUCCGAGUUCUCCUUCUUCGUCAACCGCAACGGCUGGCGAGCGAGGCCAGAGUGGCGGCUCGACUGGGAGGGCACGCCGCAGGCAUUUGCACUCUCGUAUCCGUGGAUUCUGGCGUUUGAGCCCAACUUCAUCGAGCUCAGGCAUAUUGAGAACCUGGCUGUGCACAUCGUCCCGCAUCGGAACAUUCGCAUGUUGCAUAGUAGUACGCAUGAGAUCAUCUUUGCAUAUGAGGACGAGCGCGGCGAGGAUGUUGUUGAGGCGCUCGACUUCUGGAAGAGUCAGAGGAAAUCGGAGCUCUAUCCUACCGGUGCCACCCCGGGUUCGCCGAUGGGUAACUCCGGUGGGUCGUCGCGCCUCGGCGUGCAAUAAAAUUCUAGCGGGCAGCGCAGUUCUAGAUCUCCGUCCCAGGCUUGAGAAAGCCGGAGAGUCUUUACGUGGCGCACGCGGACGACGGCGUGGGUUAUCGGUCUUGGUG
Molecule: messenger RNA, 4225 nt
Organism: Chaetomium strumarium
Lineage: Eukaryota; Fungi; Ascomycota; Sordariomycetes; Sordariales; Chaetomiaceae
Product: CNH domain-containing protein
Exons: 5
Coding region: 274-4119 (1281 amino acids)
Biological process (GO): intracellular signal transduction
Molecular function (GO): guanyl-nucleotide exchange factor activity
Source: RefSeq, a predicted model, not a curated record